CCCCUCACCAUCACCACAUCUCUGGAUGCUCUCCUGGCCGGCCAUGCUGCUGGGGGGCCUCCUCCUCACCGUGGCCACCCUGACUGUGGCCCAGCGGAGGGGGCAGGAGGUGAGAGAGCGCCGCCUGGCGCAUCGCGUCCAGCAUGGCCAGUGCAGCUACACCUUCCUGCUGCCCGAGCCGGAGGCCUGCGCUCCAGAGGCUGGGGGCACCUUCAGGGGCUCCAACAGCCUCCAGAGGGACUCGCUGAACCUAGUGGCCUGGCCUACCAAGCGGAUGCAACACCUGGAGAAGAUGCUGGAGAACAACACACAGCGGCUGCAGAAGCUAGAAAGGUACAUCCAGACGAACUUGAGGUCGCAGCUGGCGCAGGCAAGGCAGCACGUGGUCCAGAACCAGACGGCCGCCGUGCUGGAGCUAGGCACCAGCCUCUUGAACCAGACCACCGCCCAGGCCCACCGGCUGACUGACAUGGAGGCUCAGGUACUGAACCAGACAUCAAGAAUGGAGAUCCAGAUGCAGGAGACCUCACUGUCCACCAACAAGCUGGAGAAGCAGCUGUUUCUACAGGGCCUUGAGCUCCACCGGCUACAGGACUACAACAGCGCGCUGGAGACCCGGCUGCGAGCCCUGGAGACACAGCAGCAAGCGCAGCUGGCCAGCCUGCGCCAGGAGAAGGAGCGGCUGGGGAGCCUGCUGAGCCGCCAGAACGGCGCCCUCGCCGGCCUCGCGCGCAGCCUGCGCGCUGCCAGAAGCAACUCCAGCCUCCUGCUGAGGCAGCAGGACCGACUGCUGGAGUCCAUGAAGCGCCUGCUGCGCACGGUGGCCCAGGGCCCGCGUGAGCAGGUUGCAGCUGAGCGGGUGUUCCAGGACUGCGCGGAGAUCCAGAGCUUCGGGGCCAAUACCAGUGGCGUCUACACCAUCCAUGUGGCCAAUGUGACAGAGCCCAGAAAGGUUUUCUGUGACAUGGAAGCCAAUGGAGGUGGGUGGACCCUCAUUCAGCGCCGUGCGAAUGGCAGCGUGAAUUUUCAGCGGAACUGGAAAGAUUAUAAGCAGGGCUUCGGUGAUCUGGCUGGGGAGCACUGGCUGGGCAACGAGUUGGUGCACCAUCUCACCAGCAGGGCAGCCUACUCUCUGCGUGUGGAGCUGCAAGACUGGGAAGGCAACGAGGCCUAUGCCCAAUAUGAGCGUUUCCAGCUGGGCAGUGAGGGGCAGCUGUACAGGCUUUCUCUGAGCGGGUACAGUGGCUCGGCGGGGCCCCAGAGCAGCCUGGCCCUGGAGGGCACCAACUUCAGCACCCGAGACGCAGACAACGACAACUGCCUGUGCAAGUGCGCCCAGAUGCUGUCUGGAGGGUGGUGGUUUGACGCCUGUGGCCUCUCAAACCUGAACGGCAUCUACUACCCAGCUGGCCGCCACCUGCGCAAGCUCAACGGCAUCCGCUGGCACUACUUCCAGGGCCCCAGCUACUCGCUGCGGGCCACUCGCAUGAUGGUGCGUCCCAUCGGCACCUAACAGCAGCCUCGCACGAAGGCUGGGCCACAGGAGGAGACGGACUUGCUAUGCCCUGGGCAAGCUGGGCCCCAGCACAGGACACAGUGCCAGGGCCUGGACACCUGGAUCUCCCAAGCCAGCCCUCCUCGCCCUACGAGUCCCCAAGAGUCAGCUGCCUUGCUUCCCUGUCGUCCUCAAGUUGUGACAUGGGGGGCGUUUGGGGGUUCCUGUCUCUGCAGGACCCCUCUUUUCUCCAGUCUUCUGCAGGGGCCCCUGCCAACUUGAGGGUCACAGUACCCUGAAUGAGCUGAGAACAGACACCUUGGCUCCUCCAAGGAAUGCCUGGCUAGGGGGGGAAUUUCAGGCAGGUGGGAGGGUAGUUGCAGGCAGGAAAGUGCUCAGAUGGAGCCCCACAUUCUAGCCCCAGGGUUGGUGGGAAGGCCAGCGCCUGUUCCAAGCCUUCUCAGCCUUGAGCUGUCCUUGAACUGUCCCAGGCUGAAAGGCCUGCAUCUACCCCAUAACAGGAAUCAUUAUUUCCAACCCACACUGUCCAUCACUCCCAGGCCCCAGCAUCUGGAACUCAACCCUGGUCUCUCAAGGGCUCCAGGAGAUCUAACAGAGACUUCCUUACCCCCAGCAGGUUCCAGAAUAUGUUCCACAGAGAAUAACUCACACUUCCCCCUCAAAGUACCUCUGGUCAAGUGAGAGAGGAGAGCGCCAGGUUAAAUCAAUGUUGACAGGCAUUCUUAGCUGCAGGACUUGUCAGAGCCUAUAAUGUGGUCAUGUACUUUGUGACUGCCCGUGAACAGGCUAGAGUGGGCAGCUUUCUCCAAAUUUGCUUAUUUGAAAAUGGGCUCUGCUUCUCCCAGAGCAUCUCUCGGUGCGGUGGAUGCCUCUGGAAAAAGCUAGUCCUCAAGUGUCAUGAGGAGGAGCCCCAGGGCGCCACCUCCCACCCCCAGCGACUCAUCCUUUCUGGCUGCAAACGCCACAGUGAAGGCCUCACGUAGUCUCUAAAACAACUGGAAAGAAAUGUUGGAUUAAAGCAGACACACACCAUCCCUGAGUUUCCUGUCUGCUAUGGGCCAGUGAUCUCCCAGGCUCCUUCUGGCCCCAGGAAGCCAGCUCUCUGCCUAGGGCUGCCCUCAGCACUCCCUGUCAGCCCAGCUCACCCUCGCUCAAGUACAGGCACUACCAGGGAAUGUCCACACUGCCGUGGGCAGGACACCCAUCUGCAGGUCCAGAUCCUCCCACGUCUAAGCCAGAACCCCUAGCCCUCUCCUCCUGCCCCAUCCAACAUGAUGUUACAGCUGGGGGCCUGGGAGACCAAGGACUCCUCAUGAGCUUCUGUCAGAGGACAAGGUCAGAGAGGAGCCUCUGCCACUCCCCCUUCACUGUGUCACCCUCUUCAGUCCCAAUGAGGCCUACUGUGUGCAGUGUGGUACCGUGGGCAGGGCUUGGAGUUGGACAGACCUGCUCCAGCUCUUUGGACUUGAGGCCUGUGGCUCAGCCUCUCGCGGCCUCAAUUAUCUUGUCUGUGAAAUGGAGGUGAUGGCCCUCACUCCUGUCUGGGCUGGGGCAAGGUGGCGAUGAGACCCUGUAUGUCAACUUCUGACCAGAGCCUGGUAUGAAGCAGGUGCCUAAUAAAUAUUAGUUCCCAAAGAGGUGAAUGGGGUGAGAAAUUGCCUCUAGUGUAUGUCAUCCCUUCUGCUGGACCCAGUAGGGUGAGCAUGUAUUACUGUAUCCACAGCAUUUAUUUGUGUACUGCUAUGUGCUGGAGAGGAGUGGAGGGGGGAGCUGGGAGCCUCAGGGACAGACUC
Molecule: messenger RNA, 3309 nt
Organism: Myotis myotis
Lineage: Eukaryota; Metazoa; Chordata; Mammalia; Chiroptera; Vespertilionidae
Gene: ANGPT4
Product: angiopoietin 4
Exons: 9
Coding region: 26-1513 (495 amino acids)
Biological process (GO): signal transduction
Molecular function (GO): receptor tyrosine kinase binding
Source: RefSeq, a predicted model, not a curated record